GAAUCUUCUCCUCAAAAUUCCCCAAAUUUUUUUUUUUCCCAAAUCCUGGAUUUUUUUCCCUUUUUUCAGUCCUCGGGGGACCUGGAGAACGACGAGCACACGGCCACCGUCCUGCAGGGUUUGGUGGCCACGGCUUUGGGCCUUCGCUUGCCCAGGGGCCACGAGCCGCCCUUCCGGCGCCUCUCGGUGGUGUUUGGCGAGCACUCUCUCCUCGUCACCGUCUCGGGACAGAAACUCUUCGUGGUCAAGCGCCACCACCACGUCCAGGAGCCGGUGGCCGUGUGAAAAAUGUCCCCAAACUGUCCCCAAACCCCCCCCUCCCCCACGUGGGGACAAUAAACGACGUCCGAGGGCG
This is a messenger RNA of Cyanistes caeruleus (blue tit), 355 nucleotides long. The record is from RefSeq and is a predicted model, not a curated record. NCBI's taxonomy places the organism in Eukaryota, Metazoa, Chordata, Aves, Passeriformes, Paridae.